ACCAAACAGUGAUACUACAGACACAUGUCACGGUCGCAUACACCACUUUGGCAUACACUACAGCUGGUUAAUUUUGCGCGUUGCAGGCUUUUGUAGUUUUAAUCGCAGGUCUCCCUUGUUUUUUCAUUGAUUCUUUGCGAUGGAUUUGGGAAUUGGAGCAACGGUUAAAAAUGUUCAGAUAGAUGGUUUGGUUGUCAUGAAAAUAAUCAAACACUGUGAGGAGGACAAUACUGGACCAGAACUUGUGCAGGGAGUAUUACUUGGACUUGUUGUUGGGGAGACUUUAGAAGUUACCAACUUUCCGUUUCCUCGUGUCCCUGAAGAUUCAGAGUUUGAUGAAGUUCAAUAUCAGAUGGAUAUGAUGAGAUGUUUACGUCAUGUUAAUAUAGAUCAUUUACAUGUUGGAUGGUAUCAAUCAUCAUUUCAUGGAAAUUUUAUCAACAGACCUUUCCUAGAAUCCCAGUUUUCAUAUCAGAAUGCCAUUGAAGAAUCUGUUGUCCUAAUAUAUGAUCCACUGAAAACAGGACAAGGAAAUCUUUCACUAAAAGCUUUCCGUCUUACUCCAAAAAUGAUGAAAUUGUAUGAAGCUGGUGAAUUUACAGUAGAAAGCCUUAAAGCUCAGAAGUUGGGCUUCACAGAUGUAUAUGAAGAAGUUCCAAUAAAAAUCAAAAAUUCACCUCUUACUGGACUUAUGUUGUUUAAAGUAAAAGAUGAAGAUCCAGUACCGGAAAAAGUUAAUUAUUUGAAUCUUGCUCACAAUACAAGUUUGGAGAGACAACUUAAACUGACAAUGCAAGCAGUUGAUGAGUUAACUCAAGAAAGUGUAAAAUUUGUACAAUAUCAAAGAGCAGUUGGGAAACAACAAUAUAACAAAAAUACUCAUAUCCAGCGUAGAAAUGCAGAGAAUAUUCAGAGGAAGAAAAACGAUCAAGAUCCACUUCCUGAAGAAGAUUUGUCUAAAUUAUUCAAACCAGUUGCCCAACCACCAAGAAUUGAUGCCACUUUAGCUGCAGGACAAGUAAAAGCGUUUUGCGGAAAUGUCAAUACAUUUACAACUCAAAGUUUGGGAAGAAUAUUCAUGGCUCAAGCUUUUGAUAGUGCAGAGAAGUCUUGAGAAAUUUUUAAUUGUUUGUGUAAAUAACUACCCAGGAGGAUGAAGGAACUAUAUAUCAAGGAUAUCUGUUGGAGGUUUUCAAUAGCUAUGUGCCUUGUUUGAAUUGCUGAUCAGAACUUGAAUAAAGAAUAUGUGGGACGUUGUA
This is a messenger RNA of Styela clava, 1259 nucleotides long. Its product is annotated as eukaryotic translation initiation factor 3 subunit H-like. The record is from RefSeq and is a predicted model, not a curated record. Gene Ontology annotation, molecular function: metallopeptidase activity; translation initiation factor activity; protein binding. Gene Ontology annotation, cellular component: eukaryotic translation initiation factor 3 complex; cytoplasm. NCBI's taxonomy places the organism in Eukaryota, Metazoa, Chordata, Ascidiacea, Stolidobranchia, Styelidae.